AAGAAGAAAAAAGAAAAUGAAAUGAGUUUACUAACGAAGGUCCAGUUGAUAAAUGGUAUCCUUAAAGCCCAGGAAGAAGAUUAUUGGAUAUAGAGGCAUGCAUAGGUUCUGAUAUCUGGAAAGUAUUUUGAAUGUUUUUACGAAAUUUGUGAGUAGUAUGUGAAGUAAAAGGUAUUUUUGAUGGUAUGUAUGUAUGUAUUAUUGGUGAGGGUGGAUGCAGCAAUGGCAUGUGUACCAAAAUAUGAUGCCCCCAUUAAAUGCAUGGAUGUGAAUGAUGAUAAGGUGCGUUCAAUAUAGUUGGGUGGGGAAAAUAUAAUAAAUAAGAAGAAACUUUUAGCUCCCAACCCUCUUUCAUCAUUUACGUUCCCCAUCUCCAUUUUGUCAAACCCACUAUUCACCAAUUUUCGAUAUCACAAAUAAAGCUAUGUUCCCCACUUAACACCACCACCAUUAUCACCUUAACUGCAUCUUCCAUUAUUUAUUCACACCAUUUUUCCCAUAACACUAUAAUUAACCUACAAAACAAACCUUAAAAACGCCCUCAAAUUACAAAUAACAACACCAGAUUAAUAAUAAUAACAAUAGCAUUAAAAAAAUCAUCUAGGGAAAGAUGAAUUCAAAUCCAUGCAACGUUUCCAGUUGACUCUCAGCACCACGCCAAUAAAUAACACCUUGCUAAAUUUUCAAUAUUUUUCUUAAUAUUAAUAUUAAUAUUAGUGCGAUUAAAUUUACUAAUAUAAUAAUCACGAAAUAAAUGUACUUGUAUUGUGAGAGCUAUCUUUCUUUCUUUCUUUCUUUUCUUUCUUUCUUUUCUUUUCUUCUAGCUAACUCUUCAUCUUCUUCUUGUUAUUCUUCGUUUUCUCUCUCUUCUCUGGUUUUUGUACCUGUGCUGUUACUGCACUGUCUUCUUCUCAUUUGCCGAGGUCCAAGGCCUAACCGGAGAGAGGGGUUCGAUUUCGCCGGAGUGGAAUCUCCGGCGAUAAUUACCGACGGAGGGGAUCGGAUCAGUUCUUGAGAGAUAAAGUGUGGUCAGGUUAGCCAGGGAGAGAGUGUGAGGGGGGGAAAAUGUACAAAAACCAGCUUCAGGAGCUGGCACAGCGAAGCUGCUUCAACCUGCCUUCCUACACGUGCAUUCGGGAAGGUCCUGAUCACGCGCCGCGUUUCAAGGCCACGGUUAACUUCAACGGCGAGAUCUUCGAGAGCCCUCAAUACUGCUCCACGCUCCGUCAGGCGGAGCACUCCGCCGCCGAGGUCGCGCUCAAUUCGCUCUCCAACCGUGCUCCCUCUCACUCCCUCGCCGCCAGGAUCCUCGAUGAAACGGGAGUGUACAAGAACCUCCUGCAGGAAAUUGCACAGAGGGUAGCGGCGCCAUUGCCGCAGUACUUUACGUUCAGGUCAGGCUUAGGACAUCUUCCUGUGUUUACUGGGACAGUGGAGUUAGCUGGAAUUAUGUUUACUGGUGAACCUGCUAAGAACAAGAAACAAGCGGAGAAAAAUGCAGCUAUGGCGGCUUGGUCUUCUCUAAAGCAAUUGGCAAAAGAAACUGCAAGCUCUUCAACUGAACCUGAGAACAACGACGAACUAGAACAGAUCACUAUAGCACGGGCUUUGCGAAACUACCGUCUGAAGGAAAAGAUUUCAAUGUCAAAUCCAAAUGCGCCUAUUCCAUUUCCAAAGAAGUUUCAAAUUCAAAAUCCCAGGCCAACGAGUCCUCAGCCUCCUCCUGCUGCUACAUCAAAGAUUCUUCCCUUAAUAUGCCAAAAGGCUGCUUCUCGAAGCAGGCAUCCAGCCGCAGCAUCUCCAGCACCAGCAGUCAGUGACAAUUCUGCGAUGCCACAACUCUCUGCCACAUCAGAUAGUCGAAGAAUUCGCCGCCCUAAGUUCCCUGCUGCUGGAGCAGCACCUUAUGUUCCCAUUAGACAAAUGAGACCACCUUGCCAGGGAAUGGCACCUCCAGUGACGAUAAGGACUGCUAUACCUGUAUUCUCUCCAGCACCUCCAACAGCCGCCACAAUGUCCCUUCCAGUACUACGAGCUCCUCCUGUACGAGUUGCUCCUCCUGUUACCAUUAGGCAAGCUGUUCCAGUAUUUGCGGCUCCACCUGUAAGAGUAGAGGAAUCUGUUCCCAGCCUUACCAGCCUAGAACCCGUUCCUACCCCAAAAGACGAUGCUCAAACUAUUAGUUCCCCCAGCCUGGAAGACAAACUACCAGUUAAAACUCCAGAGACAGAGAUGAAGACUGAGAAAAUUCCAGCUGAAUCUGAGACAGUGCAGAGCUUGGCGCAGCUGAAAAUUUGAUGCUUCAUUGGAGUUGAGGUCUGAAUCCAUGAGAAUGUGAUCAUGGUUCUAUGACGAUGUAGAGUUUGCUUCUCAUGUUAUAAUGAGUGAUGUAAUAUCAUCCCUUCCUUUUGUCCUGUUAAAAUCCGACAGUUGGUGCCGGAUAGCAUCAGCGGUCCAAAUAUCUGUGAAAUUGAAGAGCGGUUUACCAUAUAAUUUCCCUUUUUUAUGUAGUUAGUCAUUUACUAUUUAUUAUGCA
Vigna radiata var. radiata (mung bean) is the source of this 2536-nucleotide messenger RNA. Its product is annotated as double-stranded RNA-binding protein 2. NCBI's taxonomy places the organism in Eukaryota, Viridiplantae, Streptophyta, Magnoliopsida, Fabales, Fabaceae. The transcript is spliced from 3 exons. The record is from RefSeq and is a predicted model, not a curated record. The coding region runs from base 1066 to 2298 and encodes 410 amino acids. Gene Ontology annotation, molecular function: double-stranded RNA binding.